AUGCACUUUUUACUGUGGAAAUUCAGAACUUUCUUUUUAAAUUGCUUUUCCUCGGUGAGAAUGGCAAGGAUUCGGAUUCCUAGCACAAUCGUUAUACUUUUUGUUACGGUUCAGACUGGAUUCUUACUCUUCAUGUAUGCCCGCUACAGUAGCUUCAUGCCUCAGUCUGAGGAGAAACCAUCGCAAGUCCACAUCCUCAUUCUCUCCUCCUGGCGAUCAGGAUCUUCUUUUGUCGGUCAGCUGUUCAGCCAGCACCCCAAUGUCUUCUACCUGAUGGAGCCCGCGUGGCACGUGUGGGUUAAGAUGUACCAGAACAGUGCCCAGGUCUUGCACAUGGCAGUGCGGGACCUGGUCAGGUCGGUCUUUCUGUGUGACAUGUCUGUGUUUGAUGCUUACAUGCCUUGGAAGAGAAACUUGUCUGAUCUUUUCCAGUGGGCAGUGAGUCGGGCUCUGUGUUCAGCUCCCGCUUGUGACUCCUUUCAGCGUACUGACAUCACCAGUGAGAUGGCGUGCAAGACUCUUUGCGGACGAUACCCAUUCAGCAAGGUGGAGGAAGCCUGUAAGACGUAUAGCCAUGUUGUCAUCAAGGAGGUUCGGUUCUUUGACUUGAAGGUCCUCUACCCCCUUCUCAAUGAUCCAUCCCUGAAUCUCAAAAUUAUUCACUUGGUGCGUGACCCCAGGGCAGUCGUCAAGUCACGGGAACAGUCGGUCAAAGCGUUAGCCCGUGACAAUGGAAUUGUUCUGAGUACCAAUGGCACGAAAGUGGAAGACAGCAAGUACAAAGUCAUGCAGGAGAUUUGCAGAAGUCAUGUUCAGAUUUAUGAAACGGCUACUCUAAAACCACCUAAUUUCCUUAAAGACCGCUAUUUAAUGAUCCGUUUUGAAGAUCUGGUCAGAGAUCCAUUGUCAGAAAUCUCAGAAAUGUAUAAGUUUGCAGAUCUUACUUUGACCCCCACGCUCAAAAACUGGAUCUAUAAUAUCACACAUGGACAGGGACCAGGAAAGAAAAAAGAAGCCUUCAAAAUCACAUCUCGAGAUGCAGUUAAUGUUUCACAGGCCUGGAGAAAUGUUCUUUCCUUCCAGAAAAUUAAGAAAAUACAGGAGGUUUGCAAAGGUGCUAUAAACAUGCUUGGCUAUCAGCUGGUGGAUUCAGAAAAAGAACAAAGAGAUCUGUCGUUUGAUUUAGUGUUGCCAAGACGACAAAAUCAAUUCAGUUGGUCGUCGUUUAAUCCAAAGCACUGA
Messenger RNA from Opisthocomus hoazin, 1242 nucleotides. The record is from RefSeq and is a predicted model, not a curated record. NCBI's taxonomy places the organism in Eukaryota, Metazoa, Chordata, Aves, Opisthocomiformes, Opisthocomidae.